This is a messenger RNA of Patiria miniata (bat star), 850 nucleotides long. Its product is annotated as calmodulin. The transcript is spliced from 6 exons. NCBI's taxonomy places the organism in Eukaryota, Metazoa, Echinodermata, Asteroidea, Valvatida, Asterinidae. The coding region runs from base 105 to 554 and encodes 149 amino acids. The record is from RefSeq and is a predicted model, not a curated record. Gene Ontology annotation, molecular function: calcium ion binding.
UGAUGCAUUGCGCACUACUUGAAUUUGCACGUCUGACAUAUCGAGGAUAGCAUUGCACUAAUCCCAGCUCGCUUUUUGUCUGACACUUGUUCGUACUGUUCGAAAUGGCAGAUCAGCUGACCGAAGAACAAAUAGCAGAGUUCAAGGAGGCGUUCUCCUUGUUCGACAAGGAUGGCGACGGCACCAUCACCACCAAGGAGCUGGGAACAGUCAUGAGGUCACUGGGUCAGAACCCCACUGAGGCUGAGCUGCAGGACAUGAUCAACGAGGUGGACGCUGAUGGAAAUGGUACAAUAGACUUCCCCGAGUUUCUGACGAUGAUGGCACGCAAGAUGAAAGACACAGACAGUGAGGAGGAGAUCAGAGAGGCCUUCAGAGUUUUCGACAAGGACGGCAACGGAUACAUCAGCGCUGCCGAGCUGCGCCACGUGAUGACCAAUCUUGGGGAGAAGCUGACGGAUGAAGAGGUCGAUGAGAUGAUCCGAGAAGCAGACAUCGAUGGAGACGGCCAAGUCAACUAUGAAGAAUUUGUGACCAUGAUGACAUCGAAGUGAUCAGGAGGCAGUGAGCCGCUGUAAUAGCUCUGCCUGUUUCAGCCUGGUUGAUUUACAUUCACCCACCGUGGACGAUAAGCAGCUGGGACAACAUCAAGACUUGCCUCUCUCUUAUUAUCUGACUGUAAAAUAUUUUUUAUCUUCGUUAUCACAGCUGACUCGAUAUCGCAAAGGAAAAUAAAGGGACCGAGGACAAAUCAUUUGAUCGGAAUUUUUACCAUUUAUCAUUCUCUUGAUAGGCUACGAGCCACUACAGGGCGAGUCAAAAAGAGCGAAACCCAAAGGUCAGGACCAUU